AUGGCCUCCUCCGCAUUGGCCACCGCGGCCGAUACCUCAGCAUUCAGUGUCCGUUCACUGUACCGGUCACUAUUGCGCGAAGGGAACAAGUUUGCGAACUACAAUUUCAGGAUGUACGCGAGGAGAAGGACGAGGGAUGCGUUCCACGAACAUCAGCACGAGAGGGAUCCGCGACGGAUACAGGAGUUGGUGCAGAAAGGUUUGAAGGAGCUUCAGAUGUUGAAGAGACAGACAGUGAUAUCACAAUUCUACCAGCUGGACAGACUCGUGGUAGAAGGCGGAAAGACGGGUAAAGAAAUUGGGGACCGUGGUGGAAUUGUGAGACAGAAAGAUACAGGAUGGGACUGA
Messenger RNA from Fonsecaea pedrosoi CBS 271.37, 348 nucleotides. RefSeq lists its product as uncharacterized. Gene Ontology annotation, cellular component: mitochondrion; L-cysteine desulfurase complex. NCBI's taxonomy places the organism in Eukaryota, Fungi, Ascomycota, Eurotiomycetes, Chaetothyriales, Herpotrichiellaceae. The record is from RefSeq and is a predicted model, not a curated record. The coding region runs from base 1 to 348 and encodes 115 amino acids. Gene Ontology annotation, biological process: iron-sulfur cluster assembly. The transcript is spliced from 4 exons.